Recurvomyces mirabilis is the source of this 360-nucleotide messenger RNA. RefSeq lists its product as uncharacterized. Lineage: Eukaryota; Fungi; Ascomycota; Dothideomycetes; Mycosphaerellales; Teratosphaeriaceae. The transcript has 2 exons. The record is from RefSeq and is a predicted model, not a curated record. Bases 1 to 360 code for a protein of 119 amino acids.
AUGUCACAAGCAGACUCGAACUCUUCGGGUUCGGCCAGUAUUCCGGACGACGAUUGGAGCGCUAUAAAGGAUCCGAAGGAGCGACGACGAGUACAGAGCCGAAUUGCGCAACGGAAGUUUCGCGAAAAAGUCCGAUGGCAGAAAGAGGAGACGGACAGGGUUCGAGAGAAUGAAGAGAAGGCCGGUGGUGCGUAUUGCGCCCCUGAGGCAGAAGAUCUCGGGUCUGGCGAGCUAUCGGGUCUACCCUGGGGUGGUGUCUCCCUUCGACAUGUGCUUGUGACUGGCAAAGCCAAGGAGCAAAGCUCAAGAGAAACGUCGCUCUACGCCGAGUCGUCGAAGGCAGGAGGAAGCUCGAGGUAA